Messenger RNA from Ustilago hordei, 573 nucleotides. RefSeq lists its product as uncharacterized. The transcript is spliced from 4 exons. The record is from RefSeq and is a predicted model, not a curated record. Lineage: Eukaryota; Fungi; Basidiomycota; Ustilaginomycetes; Ustilaginales; Ustilaginaceae. Bases 1 to 573 code for a protein of 190 amino acids.
AUGGAAGACCCGGUCAACGAGAUUCGCGGAGUCGUCAAAGGGCUUGUCGCAGCCAGAAACGCUUCCGAACAAAAGUACUGCAUGCAGAGAUACUUUGCUCCCGAUGCAUCUUUCGACCAUGUUCUCUGCACCGUCAGUUCAGGUCCUAACUCGAGGGAUAAUGGGGUGUUACCGAUCUAUCAGUGGUUGAGGGUCAUAUCUAGGUCCGAUAUUGAGGUGUAUUCUGUUGGCUUCGAUCAUCAGACGAACAGACUCUUUCUCGAAGCAGUCCAAACCCUCCGACCAAACCUUCCCGUCAUUCGAGAUGUCAUCGCCAAAGACGCCCGCAUCUUUAUAGCCCUUCAACUUCAACGAGGUGCAGAUGGCAAAUUCUACGUCAAGAGUCAGCAAGAUCUGUACUCACCACAGGUGCUGCCAUUCGGCCUGGUUCCAGGAGGAGAAACAGCGACGAUGUUGAUCAAAAAGAUCGCCGCCCUCAACUGUAUCAUCUUUGUCGGCAUCUUCCAACUUCUCUUCGGCUACUGGAAGCCAGGUAAAGAUCCGCUUGGAUCCCACCUCAAGAAUCUCAAGUAG